AGCUGCUGCAUGGUUGAGGGUGAGGCUGGCAGUCUGGCUGUCGUUGUGAAGGAGAACCAGAGAAACAGGAGGAAAGAAAGAGGGAGCAACAAACAAGAAGAGGAGAAGCUGCAGAGAAGGAGGACAAAAACGAAGCCAGACAGGAGAGAGGAGGAGGAGCAGGAGGUGUGGAUGAAGGAGGAGAAACUGGCUGAAUCUGUGAGGAGAACAAGUUAGAAACGAGUGACAUCAUCACCAUAGGGGGUGGAGCUAGAGGAGAUGGCAUUUCAGCUCCGCAGUUGUUGGACUUUCCUUUGCAUUGUCAUCUUCCUGCUGAGAAAUAUUUCUGCUGUCCCAUCUUCACGAUACACCCUGAAUCAUACCAAAGUCCGCUUCAGUGAAGCCAUUAAGAGGUGCUCUUCUGGCGUCCUCACCACCAUCGCCACCCAACAGGAAGUGGAUGAUAUCCUGAAUCUCAUCUCAAAAUCUGUGCUGCUUGAGAAGGAGUUCACCUUCUGGGUUGGGCUGAGGAUCAAAAGUAAGUGUGUAGACCUGUCCAAGCCACUGAGAGGAUUCUGGUGGUUAGAGAACAACAGCGAGGAGUCAGAGGUGAGCCGCUGGGUGGAGGAACCAGAGCUCAGCUGCACCACAAGCCGAUGUGCAGCAUUGAAGGGACGAGUUGAUGGGUUGAAUGUGACAUGGGGUCUGAUUCCUUUACCCUGCGAUAAGCAGAACAACUCAUUCAUCUGCAAAAUGAAGGACCAGCAGGACACCAUCAAAUCAGGACCAGAACCAACAACACCUAAGUAUAUAACUACAAAUCCACUUCAGCAUGCUACACCUGAAACAACACCUGCACCAUCAGAUCCAGGACCCAAAGUUACUACAUCAGGACCUAGACUCGUUAAUGGCUCUCUUUCUAGCUCAUCACUGGUCUCAGACUUGUGCCAGAGCCCGUCGAUACCUGAGGCUCGCUGGAUCACUCUAGUCCCCAAUGACGGUAAGAGGAUCCAGGUGGAGUGCUGGUCCUCCAUUCAGUUUGAACUGGUCUGCUCAGGAGAACCCACCGUAUGGCGACUGGUGAAUGGAUCCCAGGCCAACUUCACUGCCAUUGGCAUAGUGUGUGCCAACGCCACCCAGAAAGAACAUCACUCUGGCUUGCACUCGUCCAUCUUGAUCCCGGUGCUGAUAGCUGUGGGGGUGCUGGUGGUUCUGCUGGUGGUCAUCGCGGUGACGGUGAAAUGCUGCUUGAAGAGGCGGUCGAAGAAACGGGCCAUAAAAAAGGCAGAGAAGAUGGAGCUAAAAAGCAAAACCAGAAAAGAUUCCUUCUCACUGGCCUAAACAGCCUACACGACCAAUGAGAAGGUGCUGACAUGAGGGAACAGAGCUGUGAUUGGCUGUGUUUAAUGACAAAAUGUUCUCAUUAGUGGACAUUUUUAAACGCUUUUACCUGACUGUGGACUUACACGCUGCUGUGGUCACAAACUUUUCAUUUUACAAGUAAAUGUUCUUGAAUUUUUAUUGGUUAAUUUAGAAAAUCAUCAAUAAAUAUAGAUUAAAAGUGAUUUAAUUGAUUUAAUGUCUUCUAAAUGACCUAAAAUGACCAAACGUCACUCGUUCUGCCUAAAGAACAGGGCAAAACAUUUAAAUACUUAAAAUUAAAUUUUACUUAUAAUUUAAAUUCACGUUUAAAUCCAUCCAUAUAUUCUUUUCCACUCAUCCUGUUCAGGGUCAGGGGGGGGGGGCUGUCACAGGGCGAGAGACAGGACCCGUACAGGUCACCAGCCUGUGGCAGGGCUAACACAGAGAGACAGAAAA
Messenger RNA from Archocentrus centrarchus (flier cichlid), 1797 nucleotides. RefSeq names its product C-type lectin domain containing 14A (gene clec14a). The record is from RefSeq and is a predicted model, not a curated record. The transcript has 2 exons. The coding region runs from base 259 to 1320 and encodes 353 amino acids. NCBI's taxonomy places the organism in Eukaryota, Metazoa, Chordata, Actinopteri, Cichliformes, Cichlidae.